Messenger RNA from Heterocephalus glaber (naked mole-rat), 3642 nucleotides. The record is from RefSeq and is a predicted model, not a curated record. Lineage: Eukaryota; Metazoa; Chordata; Mammalia; Rodentia; Bathyergidae.
CUCGGUGCCCCCGCAGGGCGCGGGGCGGCUUGCGGGUUGGGCAGGAUGUCUGCGCUCUCCCUGUGGGGAAAAGCGAGGAAGCCUGGGGCAAUUGCCCAGGGACUGGGUGGGUGACUAGGAAUCCUGCCGAGCCAGACGACGGGUGAUUCCCGUCUACGAAACUAACUCUCUCUCUCUCGCUCUCUCGCUCUCUCGCUCUCUCGCUCUCUCUCUCCUGCGCCCUUGGUACUGGGGAUUGAAUUAAGGGCCCUCCACCACUGAGCUACACCCCCUGCCCUUUUUCUAUGUUAUUCCGAGACAGGCUGGCUAAUUUGCCCAGGAGGGCUUCUCCAGCACUGCUAGGAUUACAGGGCUGCACCACCGCACCCGGCCUGGAGGAUUGAACCCAGGGCCUUUGCACUGAACUACCGUCCUGGCCCUUUUUUGAGACAGGAGCUUGCUAGCUCACUAAAUCGCCCAGGCUGGGCCGGAAUUUGCAGGCCUUCUGCCCCAGCCUUCCAGACAGAUGGCGUUACAAGAGUGGCCACCGUGCCUAGCUUCCUGACCGAAAACCUUCUGUUUCGUGGGCGGGUGAUGGAACGCAGAGCCUCACGUGCGCGUACUAGGGAAGUGCCUGUCACUGAGCUACACCUCAGCCCCCUUCACCUUUGGUGUUUACCCCCUGAGGUGCGGACUGCAUCCAACUGACCCGGCCUCUCCCUGUACGCUUUCUGUGGGCCCAGCCCACAGUGCCUUUAAGGUUUCAAAAUCAGCAGACUGCUGACACGGCUCGUCGUCCGGUCUUCCGUGGGGCUCUCCUUCCCAGAUUUUGUUGAACACAUAUCUACUGAGAAUGGGACAGACACAUGGCCUGCUGCUUUCUGCGUGGGGAGUGCGAUGUGGAUCCAGCUGCUGUACAGCGCCUGCUUCUGGUGGCUCUUCUGCUACGCGCUGGACGCCUAUCUGGUGAUCCGCAGAUCCACAGGACAGAGCACCAUGGUCCUCUACCACCUCAUGGCCUGGGGCCUGGCCACCCUGCUGAGCGCCGAGGGAGCCGCCAUGCUCUACUACCCCUCUGUGUCCAGGCGCCAGGGCACCCAGGAUGUGUGCAAGGCCCCCGGGUCGCCCCCCACCGCACCCCACCCCCGCCGUGUACCUCUGCACGCCAGAAUGGAGUUCUGCCCCACUCCGCAUGGCUGUGCCCGCCUCACGACGCUCUCAUUUCUAUUCAAGCUCUGGAUGAGCAGGUGUGAGAGGGGCCUGGACCACGCCAUCCCCUACUACGUCACCACGUACCUGCCGAUGCUGCUCGUCCUGGUGGCCAACCCCGUGCUGUUCCACAAGACAGUGGCUGCAGUGGCGUCCUUACUGAAAGGAAGAAAAGGCAUUUACACAGAGAACGAGCGGCGGAUAGGGGCCGUGACCCAGAGGCGGUUUUUCAAAGUCAUGCUGGUUUUAAUUGCUUGUUGGUUGCCCAAUAUCAUCAAUGAAAGCCUUUUAUUCUACCUUGAGAUGCAACCAGAUAUCAACGGAGAGUCUUUGAGACGCAUCAGAAACGCAGCCAAGACUACGUGGUUUAUUAUGGGCAUACUGAACCCAGCGCAAGGAUUUCUCUUGUCCCUGGCCUUCUAUGGCUGGACAGGUUGCUGCCUGGACUUUCAGUCCCCCAAGACGCUGAUCCACUGGGAAUCCAUGACCACCUCGGUUUCCGAGGGGGCCUGCCAGCCGCCCGAGAGCUCCUGUGUGCCCGGUGAGAGGCCGGCUUCCAGGAAGGUUCCGAUGCCAGCACCAUUGAAAUCCACACUACAAGUGGGUCCCGCAGCAGAAAUGCCCUGGAUGCUGUCCCCCAAGCCCAUGGGACCUGUGAAUGUGUGUAAUGGGCUCCAGACCCAUCUCCCUCAGACUCUUUCAUCUGAAUCUUUAGUGUCCUUGGCUUUCCAUCCCAGGCUGCCAAGGUCAGCAUUCGCCCGUGCCCCUCUGUCACCAUACUCCAGCUUCUUCCUGAUGCUCCUCCUUUCAGUGGCAGGAAGGACCAGGAGCAGGCCUGUGACAAUGAGAAUCCCUUCUCUGCCCCUCGCCGGCUUUUCUGAGGCUGGUGUAACAUUCAGGGCAAGAUCCAUGUCCUUGGAGAAGCAGUUAAAUAAAGUCACCAUCAUUGCUCUGGGUCGACUUGGAUUCUGUUCCUGUGGAACAAACACUCCCCUGGGAGGCAGGGAGGCCCAGCAUGGAGGAGCUGUGCCUCUCACUCCCUGCAGGGGGCACCACUCGGGUCCGUCGGCAUCUGCGCCCCCGCAGAAGCCAGCCCAGCUCGGGUCCCUGAGAUCGUCUGUUGUCUGUCUCUGUGCACCAGCUUCCAUAUAUAGCUUUUCUUUGUCAUUGUCUUUGCAGAAAUGUUGCAGUGUGCUUUGGGCCUUGGGCCACCCAGGUGUGUGUGUGGAAAAGUGAGGUGCACCUCCACCCUGUGACCACUCCCUCCCUUUUGUUCCCGGAAAGCUUUCCAGGAAGCUCUGGCUUGUCCUUUGGAGUCAAAAGCUGCAGGUGGAUUUGGGGGACACUUUGCGGCAGGCUGUCCCAGGGCCCUGGGUAGGAGCUGCCACCUCUUCUAGGGUGGAACAGACCAUGGGGAGAGGAGCCCAGGGCUCUGGGCAUGCCACAUCCCCCAGCCCUGUUUCAUUUUUGAGACAGGGUCUGACUAAAUUGCUCAGGCAAGAUUCAAGCCUGUGACCCUCCCGCCUCAUCCUCCCCUGUAACAGGACUACAGGUGUGCAUCGCCACAUGAGGCUGGCAACCAUUUCUAAGUGUGGUAGCAGUGCUCUUUCUGCCCCCAGCCUCAGAGGCCCCUCCUCUAGGAGGAUUCAUUCUGGAAGCAGGGACAAGCUGCUGCCGUUGCCAGCCUCCCUUGCAGCUAGAGCCAGGCAGGGGUUGGGCCAAGCCAGUCAGACAGGUCUGUCAAGCCGGAGUCAUGAGCUGGUGCCCAAGGGACCCAGCUGUGGUCCCCUCUGUAAAGGGUGCUGGCAGCCGACGGGUCUGCUCUGGGCAGUGGCCUGGAGUGGGCUUCGAGGGGUGGGUAUUGACCAGUGUCAGGGCAUGGGCAGCACUGCCUGCCCAUGGUCUUCAAGAACCGGCCCUGUAGCUGAUCUUGGCUGUGUCUGUCGGCGUGGCCUCUAAUCUGCUUCUCCAGGGUCUCAGAGCUACCUGAUGUCCCUCUGCAUUCUUUCUGGCUGCCGUUGCCUGUCAGGUUCUGAAGCUUGCAAAUAAGAACCCCAGUCUAUGUUCAGUUAAAACCAUUGCCUGCUUGGGGAUCAGGCCUCCAGCUGACGCUUGCGGCAUGGUGGCUUUGAUGCAUGCGGGCAGGGGUACGAGUGGACAGACACCUCCUCAUGGCCCAGCAGCAGACCAAGGCAUUGUGGACAGAAAGGGACGUCAGAGCUGUGAUGCUGGGGAAUCCAGGAAACGAGGAGGCAGUGCUCUGGCAAACACCGGUGAUAACGCCAGCCAGCCAGCCUGGGCUUUGAGCCAUUUUCCUGUGAGGCUGGAGGCUACAGGGGGAUGUCCGUGUAUUGUUCUGCUGUUCUUGCUUUACAGAUAGCAGAUCCUAAGCCGGGCAUGGUGCUGUACACCUGUAAUCCCUGUUCCCUGGGAGGCUGAGGCAGGAGGGUCGCC